AUCUCUUUCGCCUUUCCUUCUUUCCAUUUACCUUCUCACAAUUAUUUCUACGCAUCGCUCUUCUCUAAAAGAAGUACAUCUGUUUCGAAUCGCUUUCGUGAGACUAUGAUUUCGAAAUUAGAAGACGUUUUUCUUUCAAAUUCCUUCGAGUUUUAAGUAAACGAUCUUGCUUGGCUGACGCGACGCUUUUUACCGACGUAAAACCAUCCCACCACGUUCCUCGACAUCGUAUUGUUGGCAUCGACGUCGGCAUCUCUCUCCGUAACGAAUGAAUCCAUAAUUAUCGAGAAACAAUCGAAAUAGCAUAUGUGACUGGCGACGACCGUUGGCAGUAAGAUUGCCAGCCGCUAUUACGAGCCAUCAGGAUAUUCGUCGUGCGACCAACCAGUUGAUCGUUAAUCGUCCAACAGUGAUGUUUUAAUGAAAACUCGAUUUCGAGAUACAACUCUGUAAUGACAAUUUACCACGACCGAACUACCGUCUCCUUCGGUGUGCCUCGGCCAUCGACUUCGAUCUUGAAGAAGGACGACAGCUAGUAAUAUAGCUAUGCAGACGGUAUGGAUGCCAGGCAUUUCACUUGGUGGAUCUGAAACAAAGUUUGUGCACGAUUAAUCGAUUCUUACAGGUAUCUCGAUGUCAUCCUCGCUCUUCUCCAUAGACAAUGAACGUAGCGAGACGGCGCGUAAAGUGCCGUGCGAAGGCUGAUUUCCUGAUAAUCGGUCAAUUCGGAACGAACGUACAAAGUGUCUGUACUUUAAGCGUGGUGCUUCUUUUGCCUCCUUAGUAUAUUUCUAAACCGAUGAAAAGAGUUUUCAUCGGUUAAGUUGCUAUUCUCUGUUCCCUUAGUUUUAUCGAUAGCGUUGAAAACUAGUUAUAUAUAAAAUAAAUAAUAUUCGAUAUCUAGCGCAUCUAGGAAUUUCAUCGAAUUCGUCAAAGGUAUUAACGAGAUGAUUUGGCAACGAUUCAGCAGAUUUUUCGUACGAUUUUAUCAGCGGAUCGAUCGAGCGGAAAUUUUUUUCCUCGAGAUGAACAACAUAUCUACGAUAACGAAUCAAAUUAUAUUUCUAAUGCUGGCCGAUCGUAUUUUCAUGCCGGAACAUAAACUGACGUGCCUUUACACGUUGAUGUUUUACAACGUAAUCGCUUACUGUAUCAGCUACGUUAAGGAAUUAAUCGAAAAGGAAGAUUGGUCGCCGUACGUGACUCUCACCGAAAGAUCCAAAAUUAGGCAUUUAGCUAUGUCCGCGACGAAAAUAGUACUCGAAUGGACGAAAGCCGUCACCUUUGUCGUAACCCUUACAUUUCUGCUUCUCGUUUUUGCUUUGGAACAGGGUCUUCAACAUUACAAACCAACAACGGUUUACACGGUAAUCACGUGGAUCUAUUAUGCGACAACGGAAAAGAUUUUCGUUGAAAUGUUUCCAUCGAUUUUGAAAUUUCUUCGGCUGGAUGUUUUCGAAAACCUCGAAGAACUUUAUGCACCGGUGAUAUUAGCAUCGUUUACCAUUGCCACCUCGAUUAUAUUCGUUUUGAUACUCGUACCGAAUACAUCUUGGAACAUUUUAUUGAUCGCCAUCUAUAUCAACGUUUAUUUAAGAACGAAGGAUUUCGCGCGAAGAUCCGGUGCCGCGUUAAAACGCGAGUGGCAGAUGUUGAAACGGUACAGAAAGGCAACGCUUCAAGAAAUUCAACGAUUUGAUGACGUUUGCGCUGUAUGCCUUUGCAAUAUGACCAAAGCAAGAAUAACACCUUGUUCUCAUCUUUUCCAUGCCGAUUGUUUACGUCGAUGUUUAAAAACCGUCGACACUUGUCCUAUAUGUAAAAGACAAUUAAAAUGUGAUACAUCCUAAAUAAAUAUGAAAAAAAACGAAUAAUCGAUUAUUUGCAGGCUGACAACCGUGGGAUAUGCUAAUCAUUGUUAAACUUUUUAAUGUAGAUAUCUUUAUUCGAGUCGUUAUACAAAUUGAACAUUGGUGAAAAGUAAACUUGUUACAUUCGCAUUGUUUGAAAUCACUUUUUAUUCUAGUCGAGCAGAAAUACUUUUAUUGUACAAACUUUGAUGUGUAAUUUAUACAAUACUGUACAAUACAUGUAUGUACAUUGAUAACAUAAAAUGUGUAAACAACAAAUUAAUCAUAAA
Osmia bicornis bicornis is the source of this 2140-nucleotide messenger RNA. RefSeq names its product E3 ubiquitin-protein ligase RNF139-like. The coding region runs from base 948 to 1850 and encodes 300 amino acids. Gene Ontology annotation, cellular component: endomembrane system. Lineage: Eukaryota; Metazoa; Arthropoda; Insecta; Hymenoptera; Megachilidae. The record is from RefSeq and is a predicted model, not a curated record. The transcript has 5 exons. Gene Ontology annotation, molecular function: ubiquitin protein ligase activity.